AGAGCGGAAAAGUGAAGUGAAGAGAAGAGACUCAGCACGGUCCAGUCCAGCGGCCCAUCAGGUGAUUCUUCGUGAGGAUGAAAGUGGUGAUUGUCAGCAGCUGCCUCUUGGCCUUGACCUUGGCUGGUCCGGUGCGGCAUGCCAGAGAUUUGGACAGUGGCAGCAACGAGGCAAUGUCAACCCAAAGCCAACUGGCCAACACAUUAAUGUUCCAACGCAUGUUGCAAAGCCGCCGACUCAACACCUUUCCCAAAUCCAAUCGUUUUCAGAACUGGAACUACUUGGCUUACCUCAAUAGGCUGAGACAAUCGCCGUUGCUUAAUUAUUACGGCCCCCCCAUGGGAAACGGGAUGAACGUUUUUGCGCAAAACGUCGCUGGAAUGACCUCCAACAGUGGGGACAUGUCCAUGGAAGACACGGUCGGUAUGAUUAGUACAAUCCAGCAGAUGCUUGCAACCCUCGGCCUGCCUGACUAUGGACCACCUCUUGACCCAACGUAUGAUGAUCCAUUUGGACCAGGGCUGGGUACAAAGCCAGUUGGGUUUGACCAGAAGAACCCAGGAGGUCCAAUCGCUGAAGUUGUGAAUCCGCCGCCGCCGCCAGCAGCAGCUGUCCUCCCGUUCCUGGACUCUCUGCAGAAUACAGACUUGGUUGAAUUAAAUCUGGGAGAUGAUCAGACGGUCGCAGUAGGUAAUCAGACCGCUGGUCUUCUUGCAGCAUCCAAUGAGCCUGCUGUUGUGGACUUCAAUCCCGGGGAACCCCUGCCUAUUGCAGGAUUAAUGAACCAGCCUGGGCCUGUUGAAGACUGGCUUCAGCCACCCCAACCUGCAGAGGCCCAGGGUGUUGAUGAAGCUGUGUCCAGUGUUGGUGAAGCAACAGAGUUUGUGCUGGACAUCACCGCCUUGGAAGGGCAAUUGAUGGAAGACAUGGACACCAACUCCAUGGCAGAGUCGGUGGAGUCUGUGGCCACCAAUUCCAACUCGUCAGAGUCGGUGGAAGAUAGCGUCUCUGCCUCCGAUGAGGCCGACCUCCUUCAGGUUGUGUUGAUGGAUGCCACUGGAGAUAUCGCAGUGGACUAUGGGUAUGGCACCAACCCCCAUGCCGACAACGAUGUCGACUUGGGUCCAGGAGGCACAGCGGGAUCCAACCAGGAAGACGACUACUUGGACUAUAGAUACACUGAUUUCAAUGGGGCCACUUUUGAUCCCAGUGACACCAUGCUGAACAAAAACGACCCAUGCAAGAAGUUCCACUGUGGACAUGGAGAGAUCUGUGAGCUCAACUUGGAGGGAGAUCCUCUUUGCCUGUGCCAAGAUAUGUCAACCUGUCCCACCAACAUUCCAGAUCUACAGACCGUCUGUGGCACCAACAACGAGACUUAUGAAAACCACUGCCAGUUUUAUGCCUCCAAAUGUGAGCUUGAAAGCACGAUGGCACGCAGGAUUCACCUGGAUUACGUUGGAUCUUGCAAAUACAUCGCUCCGUGCCUGAACACCGAGCUGGAGGAGUUCCCGCUGCGCCUGCGAGACUGGCUGAAGAACAUCUUGAUACAGAUGUACGAGCAGGACCUGCAGUCUCCCGGCAUCCUUUCCCCGAGGGAGCGAGCGACGAUGAAGAGGCUGUACAAUGAGGAGCAUCACCUCCCUCGUGGUGAUUACUCUCCACAGAUGCUGCUGGACGACUUCACUCACAACUACUACCACUUCACCUACCCUGUGCAUUGGCACUUCCAACAGCUGGACCAGCAUCCCGUGGAUGGUUACCUUACCCACUCUGAGCUGGCCCCUUUGCGCAUGCCUGGGAUUCCUUUGCAACACUGCGCAACCCGGUUUUUCACAGCCUGUGACACCAGCGGUGAUGCGGACAUCUCCCUCCGGGAAUGGGCCAAAUGCUUCAGCCUCAGAGAAGAGGACAUUGAUCCCAAUUACAUCUUCUAACACGUCCACUGGAGGUAUGGACCUCAACACUGAUCUCAAUUGAAGUCCAUGAUCAAUCAAGAUAUGACAGCUGGAUUCUUCACCAGCACAAGAAAUAUUAUGCAAAACAAACCUGUCAUCUGCUUUGAAUAUAUUUCAUUUGGGGUUACCUUUUCUUGGUUGGUGUUGUAUAGAAAGCUACAAAAUGCUGAAACUUCCCCAUUAGAAGUCUGCUCUUAAUUAAAAACCCUCCCGUUUUCCCCAGCUACCUCCUCCCAACCCAUCUCUAAGGACACCACCCCUUCCACCCAGUUUCUCUGUCUCCACUACAUUUGUUCUUGAGAUGGGGAGAAUAGUGAAAGGCCGCGAUAGAGUGGAUGUGGAGAGGAUGUUUCCACUAGUGGGCGAGUCCUGGAC
This is a messenger RNA of Amblyraja radiata (thorny skate), 2333 nucleotides long. Its product is annotated as SPARC-like protein 1. Gene Ontology annotation, biological process: anatomical structure development. Gene Ontology annotation, molecular function: collagen binding; extracellular matrix binding; calcium ion binding. The record is from RefSeq and is a predicted model, not a curated record. The transcript is spliced from 11 exons. The coding region runs from base 78 to 1937 and encodes 619 amino acids. Lineage: Eukaryota; Metazoa; Chordata; Chondrichthyes; Rajiformes; Rajidae.